Molecule: messenger RNA, 1662 nt
Organism: Talaromyces stipitatus ATCC 10500
Lineage: Eukaryota; Fungi; Ascomycota; Eurotiomycetes; Eurotiales; Trichocomaceae
Product: putative pathogenicity factor
Exons: 2
Coding region: 1-1662 (553 amino acids)
Source: RefSeq, a predicted model, not a curated record
AUGUCGUCAGAUUUUACGAGUGCUGCUGAUAAAGAAGAGUCGAGGAUCGAGAAACCUGUUACGGUUCGUGCUCCCGAUGAGUACCCCCAUAGUCAUCACAGAGUUAUGGCGAUGGCCGACUUGGUUUCUGAUCCUUCGUACUCUCCUUCCGCCCAUCUAUACACAGAUCCAUCUGGACGUCCGUACUGGCAACACCCUCUGUUGACCCCAAUGACUUCCACUUCACCUCAAGACUACGGUCGACACAAUGACUCCAAUCCAUCUGUAUCUGCUGGCGUGGAAGAGUCUUCAGUCCGUGGCAAUGAGAACGUGUAUAAUGAAGAUGUGACCGAAAAAGACGAGACUCAUAACGGCAAUGAUCGUGAUGAGUACGGCUCAUCACCUACAAAUGGUGGUAACAAGAAGGGUAAGACUCAAAAGAAGGGAACCGAGCCCGACACAGAGGAUAAGGCAGAGCCCCAACAGCCCAAACUUAUCCAUAUGUGUCAAUACACGAAUCCUGAAAGCAACAUCUGGGAAACAUGCACUGUGAACCCCGACCCUCAAGAGAACCACGCUCGCAAAGUCGUGUCACACAUCUUUGGACGUAAUAAGAAGCCUACGCAGAACAUCCCAGAUGAGUUGUGGAUUUGGUACUGCCGCAAGCACUACCAGCGUUGCAAGUAUACCUACUCUGAACAGUGGCCUCAAAAGCAGGUCGAUCUUGUGCGACUUGCACUGAACAAUUUUGAGCACUGGGGAGAAAUCCUCUACUGGAAUGUUGUGCUACGCAAGCGUGAACAGGAUCGUCAAGCACGCUUUCGUCGUGGUGCUAGCGUGAAGGAAGACAAUAGCGAUGACUUAUUUUCAUUUGGAACAUCCUCGCAUCGUCAUACCUCGAGAAUAGCUCGCAACUGGGGUGAUAAGGUUCCACGAUCGCACAAGGCGCGCGUCACUGCUGCUGCUACGGCUGGUCGAGCACUGAGCCCUGAUUCUAUGUCUAGCUCACGCAACGUAAACACAAGGCUCACCCCUACAGGUCGUCGAAAGGCAUCGCCAAAGAAUGUUCCCUGUCCGGUACCAGAGUUUGUCUAUCCAUACCUAGGUGAAGGUAGGAGCUUUGCCGACGUACGAGAUUUGAUCGAUCGGAUUGAGUCUUAUGUCCAGGGUAGAGACAAAACCCCUGAGGAGUUAGCACGUGAGAUAGAGGAGGAAGAGCUGUAUGGGAGGGCUCCAGAAGUUAGGCGAUUCCCAGAUAUUGAGAUUCUGCCUGUAUUCACACCGCAAUACCAGCGUGUUAUAGACAAGAAGGACGAAGAAGAUAAACGUGGAAAGAAGACCCACAGCAUCCGCGCUACGGAUGUUAGUAUCAGCCAGUCUUCCUCCAAGACCUCAAGGAUUCUCAGGACUCCUGUUAAUAGCAAUGUCUAUAGGGAUGCUGGGCAUGAUUAUCAUUAUCAAGUUUCUGCCGUUGCUCCUUCUGGCCAGCAGCAGCAACAACAACAACAACAACAACAUUCAUACCUUCAGCUUCCCCCUUUGGCUCAUGUUGUUACAGCUAAUCCUCAACUCCACCUUCCACCUCUUAUGGCACAACAUUCCACCACGUCUUAUUCAACCUCAUAUCGUGACUACACAUCCUAUAACAACCAACAACAAUACUAUGGUCGGCUGUAUGAGUAG